Messenger RNA from Penicillium atrosanguineum, 3306 nucleotides. Its product is annotated as Sfi1 family protein. The record is from RefSeq and is a predicted model, not a curated record. Bases 1 to 3306 code for a protein of 1101 amino acids. NCBI's taxonomy places the organism in Eukaryota, Fungi, Ascomycota, Eurotiomycetes, Eurotiales, Aspergillaceae. The transcript has 2 exons.
AUGCCUCCGAUACCUUCUCAGCGGCGCGCCGUGACCGAAGAGACCUCCUCUCUCUCCGAUGAUGAUGUCGGUUUCCUCUACCAAGUUGUCAGUCGCGCCGAGGGGAAGCCUGAGGUUGAGCAACUCCCAUUCCGAGCGCUUUUCGCGGCAUAUGAUGAGGUUAUUAAGGAACAUGAUUCCAGCGCAGACCCGGGCCAUGCGUGCCUGCGCUUCCUAUUCAAGAUGGGGAGCAAAGGUGUCGAGGGGCCUACGCUUUUCGACAAGUUCGAGAAUGCGCUGCAACAGAUGGGAAUCGUGAUGGACUUUGGAGAGGAUCCCUCAACGGAACUCAACGAAACGCAAGAGAGCGAGCACUAUUCGAUCAACGGCGCGCACACACAACCUACAGAUACCGACCUCUUUCAUACUACAAAUGGAACUCCGAUCACCCCAAGAAGACGUGCAUCCUUCAAUACUACGGUUGAUAUUGGCGAGGAUGCGACACAAAAAAGCUUGAUUGAGCGCCCGAGCUCACGCUCAUCAAUGUCACGCUUGCAAGUUGGGAAACCCGACUUCUCGAAGCCGAAGCUGUCACCAAACCCGAAACUCCCAAACGGCAUACUAAAUUCACCGGAUCGAACACACUUGAUCGCACAGUUCUUAGAUGUUGGGCGCCGAUUGAUAAGUAGACUUGACUCUGUACAACAUAAAGAUGUGGACAAGGAAGGGAAGCCAUUGACCAACGGAGUGGUGGCGCGCUCAGCUGUUGAUCAUGACCGCUCGAAAAGAAUGACAAUUUCCAAAAAGCCCCGACGUUCACACUCGAUCAGCUCUUCCGACAGCUUUGCAUUGGGAGAGUCAAAAUCUGUCUCCUCACAGACUGCGGAGCAUGAUGAUUUCGAAAAAGAAGAGGCAUCACCGGAGCUUCUAUAUCGGCCUCAACUAUCGGAUUUACUUCGGGACGCGUCUACCUUUAACAUGUAUCGACAGCGUGCAAUAUGCCGUCGCAUCCUGACCCAGUGGCUCAAGCGAGCAUUUCGAAAUCGACAGAUCCGUGAAACUAGGGAGACUGUUGCGAUCAAUCGUGACCGAGGUACCCUGCUCCGACAAGCAUUCGAACCUUGGCGCGCAAUUAUUCAAGACAAGCGCCACACCGCCAGGACUGAGCGCUUCUUUAAACAUCUCGAGGAACGUUCUAGCCGUGCUCGUGAUUUGUACCUUAUGACAAAAGCAUUUACCCACUGGGCUCAGCUGACGUCUGAAGAGGUCGCCCGUACGUCCGCUGCUCGACAGCAUGUUCUGAGUGUUAAGUACUUCAAUGCCUGGCGCGAAAUCACCGCAGUCAAUGAGUUGAAAGCACAGCGCUUUGUGCUCCAAAAGCCUUUCAAUAAAUGGCGAAAGAAGAUCUCAGAUAUGAAGGAAGCAGAAUCCCAAGCGGUCACAGUUCACAACACCAAUCUACGAAAUGCCUCGUAUUGGCAAUGGUUUUGGGGUUUCUGUGAACGGCGAGCGCCUGAGUGGUACGACCAUCGUCUUAAACGACGAUCCCUCUUAUACUGGCUUCGGAGUUUCCGGACCAACCGCGAGCGCGACCAUGAAAUCAACAUCCACAACAGACGCUCUGUGCUAGGCUCCGCAUUUCAAGCAUGGUCUCAAAGGUCGAAGGACAUUGUUUUUGCACAACGAAAAGCAGAUGAUUCUCUACAUCUCCAGGCUUUGAGAGAAACAUUUGACGAAUGGAAGAUUCAGGCUCGGCUGGCUCCCCCUGCUUCUCAAGUAUCUGGCAUGGUAUCUGGCAGGAUCCUUCAGAACGCCCUCUCGAAAUGGGUUGCCAAGGCCCGCAUGGCAGACCAGGCAGAGAAGGUGAACCGACUCAGAGCCGAACGCAAUGCAUGGACGUCUUGGAACGAUACCCUCCGCUGUCUAGCGCUUCGUGCCCGAAUUGAUGAGCGGUUGAAAAUGGAGACUUUGUACAAGUGGAUCUUGGCAGAGAGAUUCCAGUUGAUGCGCAGAAUACACGAGCAGCGUAUCAAGCGUGAAGUGUUUACUCGUUUUGUGACUAAUACCCGGGACACAUACACGCGAUUACUAUUCCAUGCGGAGAAUCAUGAAGAGCAUCGGUCAGAAGACUUGGUACGGGCGAAGUUCACUCUCUGGCGGGAGCAAAUUCAACUUCAGCGCGAGCGAGAAUACGCAGCAUUCGAAUUUUACGCUCCACGCCUCAUGCAGGAGUCUGUUAUGGCUUGGAGAUCCAAACACGAGCAAAUAGUCAAAAUGGAGGCAUGGGCUCGCGAUGCGGACUUCUACUUUUUGAUGAAAAAGUCGCUCAAGCAUUGGCAAAAAGCUUCAUUGAAGUCUGCUAAACGUCGACGGCAGGAAGCAUAUGCGAUGAUCCGACGGAAGACCAAAAUCAACCUGGCUUCCAAGGCCAUCUCAACCUGGUCAAGGCAGACACAGAGUAUAUUGAACAUGGAACAACAAGCAGUAGCCAUGGACCGUGAAAAAGUACUCCGCCUUGUCUCCGAACUUUAUGCUCGAUGGCAUGAGAAAACGCUCCAGAGAGCCCAAGAUUGCCAAGAUGCGGACUGGAACUACUUUCGCGAAAUUGCCUUCAACCAGCUAAUCCAAAUGUCCGAGACUUAUGUGAUCCGUCGGGAAAUGGAAGACACUGCAGACUCCAUGUAUCGCUCACAUGUUCUGCGUAACGCGGGUGCUUCACUCCGUAAACUCAGCCUUCGUGUUUUCCAAAUGAGCAACACAGCGGAGACUGCUGAAGCAAUGCGUGAACGAACACUUCGAAGGCACUCAAGAAACCUCUUUCGCGACUGGGUGGAACAAGCCCGACUUAAACUCGAGGCUCGAGAUUCUCCGGGCCCUGCCAUGACUCCCGCUCGAUUUCCGGGCCCUCCUAAUAUGACUCCCGCUCGAUUCUCGAACUUUGGAGGCGCUGAUGGCGGAUCAGCCCUAUUCGAUCCGUGGAUUCAGAAUCCAUCUGAGACCCCCUUCAAGCUUACCGACUUCACGAUGACUUCACAAGAGCCGGCCUCUGCAACCCCACUUACCACACCGAACUACAUGAACUCGCCAUCCAAGCGAGCAGCUCGUGCCCGAGCACUGGCGCAAAUGUCUACCACCCCUGCCACACCUCUUCAUACACCAUUUGCCCAUCGUCUCCUCCGUGCAUCUGCCUCGACCUCCCAAAUAGCAUCUUCCAUGCGACCACGCACAGGUCGCAGAAGCUCGAUGGGCACGAGCGUUCGAUUCGUGGACGACGAGCUCCCCGAGUCUCCCACUGACGGCCGCAAAUCAGCGAACCGACGACUCUAA